Messenger RNA from Exophiala dermatitidis NIH/UT8656, 4210 nucleotides. RefSeq names its product 50S ribosomal protein L36e. The transcript is spliced from 3 exons. Bases 2084 to 3136 code for a protein of 350 amino acids. The record is from RefSeq and is a predicted model, not a curated record. NCBI's taxonomy places the organism in Eukaryota, Fungi, Ascomycota, Eurotiomycetes, Chaetothyriales, Herpotrichiellaceae.
AUUCAACUCCAUCUACAUCCUUUCUCACAUCUCGACCGUCAUCAUUCUCAAACUCAUGGGUGUCUUCAAAUGUGCUCAGUCUUCAACUAUACUAUGGGUGUGGGGCAAUCUUUAUCCUGGCUGUCCACUAACCCGGUCAGGGCAGACAUGUCCGUGUACGCCUCUGAAGAAUGAGAUCAAAUAGUAUGGCUACCAGUGGAUUUGGGACAGCAGCCUUUGCUGUUGUUGCGGGCUUGUUUCACCACUCCCAAGCCUCCCCGUAUCUCACAGCGGGAAACCCUUUUCUUCCCUGCAAAGUUUGCCUGGGUAGCCGGAAGUUGUGUAUAGGCCCUGCCAUCUGCUUUCCUUCCCCUUCCCUUCAUGAUGCGAGAGCGUGCAUUCAAUUUGAGCAGUCCGGACCAAAUCCAAAUAAGCGUUGUGGAAGGCAUCAGCAUCAGGGAUGAAAUUGUUCUAUCCUUGAAAUAGGCGCUGUCAAAAACAUCACCAACUCACCGGAGAAUUGACGUGAUGCUCGCGACAUCAGCCAGCUAUGAGUACUCUACUCCACAGUGAGCUACGACAGGGUAGACAUUGCAGUUGUUACCAACCCUGGUAGCCAAUCUGCCAUUCUGAGUGAGGGAAACGAACAUGCCGUGGAUGAAAGCCGACAACCUGAAGGCGGACAUCCACCGACAAUUUUCGGCGUCCAAGGAGGGCUGCUGUAACUCAAAGUCAGCUUCACCUUCGUGAGGUUCUUGAGCGUGUCCGACAGCCUUCUCACCAUGGGGAGCCUUUCGAUCGUCUCUGAUUGUAUACAAAUUUAGUCAUAGAUUCGCCCACCUUCUGCACGCCGUCCAGCCUUACCCCUGCCAUUUGCAUUCCGUGUUUGACCUGUGCGCACGCAUCGACAACGAAAUCAUACGCCCACUGCUGGGAACGCGAGCUCUCCCAACGUCCCUCCACCGUCGAGAAGCGGUUGACUUCUCCAACCCGUGGGGAGAUGGAGUCGAUGCCCAGUUGCAAGCCACCGCACCGCUCAGCAAAAGCAAUCAUGCCUGCUCCUGAACGCCCGCAUUCUCUGGCUACUUGUGGCUGCAUGUGGCUGCAGAUUGCUAGCGGGAUGGAACUCUGCGGCAGAAGUUGGAACUUCCUUUUGCUGAUUGCGCUUAUUCUUGUGCUUCGUCCUCAUAGCCAUCACAACUCCAACAAAAGCUCGCUGUGUCUUUAGCAAAGUUUCACAGAACGUACAGACGCUCGAUCAUUACCGCCACCCAUCAGGGUCAUCACUUCGGUGUUCGACCUGAGGUGCAUUCACUCGUGAGGGUGCAUGGCAGAACUUUAUUUUGAGUUUCGAUGGAGACCCCAUGGAGCCGGAGCCUUCUUCGAGACUAAUGCCAGGGGCGCUGGGAAGGAUCAAAAACGGCCAAAAAGCCGGCGCGUGCAUGUACGGGGAUCAUGGUUGCUCGAUGAUGAACGACUUCUGGUUUUCUUCCGGAUUCGCCAGACUAAUUAAUCCUCAGGGGCCAAUCAGCUGCACACGAACGCCAUUUUCCACAGCCGACCACUUCAGGGGUCAGGCUGAAGUAGCCUUUCAGGACUCGCCCACUACGCGCUACGAGGAUAUCGUGCCUUUCUCGCGUGCCCUUGGUCGGUCUCGCUGCCGCCUUCACACCACAGGUGGUCUCGAAUACGCCUCCGGGUCAACAAGACCCCUCGCUCAACGCAGACUAUCGAGCAAGAGUGAAGCCUGACAAGGUCCGACAUUGGUUGAAGGUUCCGGUAAAGUAAGACCUUUCGUCCCGCCGCUCCGGGAAACAAGUUAUGACUCCCCCGCCAUGGAGCUCCGUCGCCAUGGAAUUGUUGAAAGUGUGGGAGCCUGAGAGUCUUAUACCGCGGGCAACCCUCGCACCGCCGAGGCCAGAUCCAAGGUGCAGUUGUUUGUCCAUCAUCGUCUGUGUGAAUAGUAGGUGUGGCUUUUGUCGUUAGCAAUCAUUUUUCUGGUUAUCAAAUCCAUUCUUCGAUAUCGAAGCGAUUACCAUCUAUCAGCUUCACCGUCCAACACAACAGUCAGCCGUUCCAACCCACAUUCCCUUGUUUCGCGGCCAUGAGCUUUCCCACUCCUGGCGAGGCACAGUUUCUGCCUCACGACUCCUAUGUGGGCGAGCUAUAUCGGUUGAACAUUGCAUUUAUUGCUGUCACGUCCACCAUUAUUGGGAUUCGAUUGAUAGUGCGAAUCUUCGUCGUUAAGCAUGUUGCUGCUGACGAUUUUCUCAUGCUUGCGGCGGGACUGUUUGCAACCGCAUUCUCUGCGAUGGCCAUUGUUGGUAUACGAUAUGGUCUGGGAAAGCACACAUGGGACCUUCCACAAGAUGUACAAACAAUCGAGAGAACGAAGAAGGUGAUCCAGACACUAUGGAUAUGUCAGGUCAUGUACGUGACCGCGCUUAUGCUGGUCAAAAUAUCAAUUGUCGUCUCCUACCUUCGAGUGUUCCCCACCACAGCCUUUCGGCGUACGAUGUACGCACUCAGCGUUGGCAUCAUCUGUGUCUGGAUCUGCAGCAUCCUCGUCACUAUCUUUCAAUGCCAUCCGGUACAAGGGGCCUGGGACUUUACACUAGCCAGGGACUGCCUUCCCAUCGUCAAAUUCUACUAUUUCACCACCGCCUUCUCAAUCUUCACGGACUUCUUGCUCUGCACGCUGCCGUUGCCAGUGUUUUGGCGGCUCAGGCUUCCGCGGCGGCAGAAGUACAUUGUGUCUAUGUUGUUUGCAGUAGGGCUGUUCGCAACCGUAGCCUCCGGUCUACGGAUCAGUGUUCUCAAGAGCGUCGAUAGCCUCGACGUAACGAUGGGCUCGGUCUCAACCAUAAAAUGGUCGGUGGUCGAGGUCGGCACCGGCAUUGUCUGUGCUUGCAUACCAUGUCUGAAACCGCUGUUCAAGAACUUUCUGCUGGACAAGACCACCACCGCCACCAGCUCAGCUAGCCGUUCAACCCAGAAAGGUCCAUAUACACCUCAACUUCCGACCGCCACUGAAGAGAGUCAUGAACUGACCAAGUCUUCUUCCGGUGGCUGGACUCCGGACUCAAACUCGUGGAGUCGGCCCGAACCCUCGAGAACCAAAACCAACUCGAUGGUGACCACCAGGAACUUUAUCUGAAAAUGGACUCCAGCAUCCAGGAGAAAGUGAAGAAUGCAAAUGAGUCCAGCAUGAAUCAGACUUUUAUGGUUGGAUUCAUUGUGCACACGGGGAACGCCAUACAUCCUUUUUUACCUCUAAGACUUUUCCCAGCCGCGCAAGCGCCCCCGGUAAUGGCGACGAUUCAAGGGUACCGUUGUGGCUGGCCCACAGCAGCACAUCACGUCGUCACCACUGCCUCUCCUCAAUUUUCUUAGGACAAAAGCCGACUUGUUUCUCCUAUUGCUAGCAACUGUCUUUCGGCCGGUGCUGCAGCCGCAGCCGCAGACAGCACUUAUGUCCAGCCUGUACGCUGUCAGCACCAACCUAUGAUACGCUUUUCUUUCUCUAUGGAAUGGCAUUUCUCAUCAAGAUCUCAUCUACAGUCACUACCUCACCGAUGUCUGGAUUGCUACGAACGGUAUCAUGACCUUCUUUGGCUCCAUGAAAGACGACUGUUCGUGCCGACGUCCAGCCGAGUUCCUCAUGACGAAUAAAGGCCCGGCCUACCACGCAGACACCGAACGAUCCAAUCCAACCAACCCUUCUUCUCGGCUUGAAAAGAUUUCCAGAUCUCUCCGUCCCGUGUGAUCCGACAUUUCCUGUCUGACUGCUUAUACCUACCGGCGUCCCGACUCAUGGCAGCCAUAACCACCAUGAAGCAAUCGGAGGAACCUACCAUUUAUCCCUGGGUAGUCGCAAUAGUGCGGUCUGUGUGGGAUAUUUAAUGGCUGUGGUCAAAGCAACUGAGAACAGUCCUGAUGUCUCUAUCCACAAGCCAAGCAACUCUUAGCUAGUAUCAUGGCACGGUCCGAUCAGGGAGGGAGGCGGAGGGUAUUCUUUUUUGUGCGUGGAAACUCGGUGAUUCAUUCAUGGCUCUUCCUCAAUCCUGAUAGGGAUAGUAAUAUAGCACAACGGAGAACCUUGCACAGCCGUUAUGUAUGGAGGCACCCUCGUCUUGUGUAUGAUCUGUGUGAUGACGAAUAAAGACUGCCUGUCUAUCUAUUGGAAUCCUCUGGCCCCUGGUGACUUUUCGAAUCAUGAUUGGAUAUUGUA